Molecule: messenger RNA, 804 nt
Organism: Puma concolor (puma)
Lineage: Eukaryota; Metazoa; Chordata; Mammalia; Carnivora; Felidae
Gene: CE2H16orf78
Product: chromosome E2 C16orf78 homolog
Source: RefSeq, a predicted model, not a curated record
AUGACAGAGCCAUCCGAGAACUUAAAGGAUUCAAUGCCCACAGAGAGGAAGUCCAUGUGGAGGACCUCGGAGGAGAGGCGGAUGUCCGACCUCACGCGGGUGCUGGAGUGGCUGCAACGCAGGCAGGGGAAGAAAAAGCAAACUUUCCAGAAACCCAACUGGGCGGUACCCCCUGAAACAACUGGGAAGGAAGAAAAGAAAGGCUGAAGCAUCCCCAAAAAGCAGAAAGGGAACCACCAGGCAGCCUUCUCUGAGAAGACCCCCGAGCAAGGCACCAAGAAGGACAAGGACCAUGUCAUGUACCAAAAGCUAAAGGGAAAACGCCUCAGCCUGGUUCCUGGCAGCUACUCCAGGGACAACCCCAAGAAAUCUGAACUAGACAUCAAGGAUGCCAUCGUCCUGGAGUCCACUCAACGGUCCGUGCCAUACCAUCGACAAAGCAUCAUCGACCCCAUGCUCCAGGACCCUCUCUUUAGCACUCGGAGGUCGACGCUCUUGAGAGACUGGGUGGUAGGCAGGAUGCCCGAGGUCUCCUACGAGCGCAAGCUGAAGAGCCUCAUGGAGAAGGGCGCCGAGCCCAAGGUGGAGACGGUGAGAAUGCUGAAGCCGGAGGAGGUGCUGAGCUGCCGAUACCUGAGGUUGUCCAAGAACAACAUUCGAACCUUGCUCAAGCUGUGCAAGGAUGCGGGCAUGAACGUGGACAUCCACCCCCACAUGGUCGAAGGGGAGAUAGACGCUAAAAAGUUUUCAGAAAUGCAAAUGAAAAAUACAAGGCAAUACCACUAACACCACCAGAAUGGAUGA